AUGUACACCCCCAUCGGUCCCGCGGCUUCCCAGCCUCGAGGAAUGGCGUCGUUGCUUCAUUGGAAGGCGUACUUUGUCGUUGUGUUCGUUGCGUUGGGCGUGCUCUUCACCGCGUCCAGCAUCCACACGGGCCAAUCUGCCACUUCCGUCUCGGUUGCGCUUCCUGUGGCCAAUAUGCAAACGCUCCCUUCGUUGGCAUCAUCGUCAUCAUCGAUUGCUCCUGUGUCGUCGGAGGUCGAUCCCGUGGAAGCAAUCCUUCGCAACAUGACGUUAGCGCAAAAGGUGGGUCAGAUGCUGCAAGUGGACAUUUCGACCGUUUUGUACGGCAAGAACCGCAAUCCCCGCUUUGCGUUGAACAAGGCUCGCGUGGCGUACUAUGCCAAGCUCGGCAUCGGGUCGUACUUCAACUCGCCAUUUGCCGGAGGUCCGUCGCGCCAUGAGUCGUGGACGGCGGACGAAUGGCAUGACGUUAUCGACCAGAUCCAGGCCAUCUAUGCCCAACACAACGCCGUGCCAGCUAUCUACGGUAUCGACACGAUCCAUGGCGCCAACUACGUUCGGGAUGCGGUCCUCUUCCCGCAGCCAUUGGCCGCUGCGUCGUCGUUCAACUUGGACGUAGCCUACCGCAUGGGGGAAGUGUCUGCCAAGGACAGCUUGGCGGCGGGCCUGCCGUGGAUCUUCAGCCCUGUGCUAGGCCUAGCCAUGCAGCCCAAGUGGGCUCGGAACUACGAAACAUUUGGCGAAGACCCGCACACAGUGUCUGCGUUUGGCGUGGCCCUCAUCCAAGGACUGCAAGCCAACAACCGAACGGCGGCAUGCAUGAAGCAUUUCAUUGGGUACUCCAACCCGACUUCAGGCAACGACCGGGCGGACAGCGUCAUUUCCGACUUUGAACUGGUCAACUAUUACGCCCCAUCCUUCCUGGCGGCAGUCCAUCAAGGCCGCGUCAAGUCGGCCAUGGAAACAUACUCGAGUGUCGACACGACCGGCCACGUCAUCGGCAAUCGAACGGCCGAUUUGGCGUUGGCUGCCUCCAGCGCCUACACGAUUGUGGUCGUGGGCGAGGCAUCGUACACGGAAAAGAACGGAGACAUUCCAGAUCUGCACUUGCCAUUGGGCCAGCGCAAGUACAUCAAGCAACUCACAGCCAUUCCUUCGACCAAUGUGAUUGUGGUUGUGGUGGCAGGACGGCCGCGGCUGCUCGGGGGCGCCCACAAAAAAGCCGCCGCGGUGCUUGUCAGCUUUUUGCCCUGUGAACAAGGCGGCCAAGCGAUCGCGGACGUCAUCUCUGGUCGCGUGAAUCCGUCCGCCAAGCUCCCAUUGACGUACCCCCAGGCCAGCGGCAACAUCCACCUCCCGUACUUCCAUCGCGUCAACUCGGAAUGCCGCGAGGGGUUCCAAGACUGCGCCAUGGAGUGGACAUUUGGGGCUGGCCUGAGCUACACGUCGUUCGAGUACUCAAAUGUGACACUGUCUGACACCAAAGCAUGCAUGAAGCAUUUCAUUGGGUACUCCAACCCGACUUCAGGCAACGACCGGGCGGACAGCGUCAUUUCCGACUUUGAACUGGUCAACUAUUACGCCCCAUCCUUCCUGGCGGCAGUCCAUCAAGGCCGCGUCAAGUCGGCCAUGGAAACAUACACGAGUGUAAAUGGGGAGCCAGUGAUUUCCAGCCACAAGUUGCUUGUCGAGUUGCUCCGAAACGAUAUGGGUUUUCACGGGGUAUUAGUUACGGACGAGAACGAAAUCCACCAGUUGGCAGCCGAACACCACGCCGCCGACUCGGACGUCGAUGCCAUUUUCACAGUGUAUAACCACACUAGCGUCGACAUGAAUAUGCUGCCAGGGCUAUCUGAUGUGGCCAAUAUGACGUUAUCAUUGGUCCAGCAAGGCCAGAUCUCGGCGAAACGACUGGACGACAGCGUUCGGCGCAUUCUGCAGAUGAAAGCCAGCAUUGGGUUGCUGGAUCAAUACAACCAUGGACAGUUUGAUUGGCAAGACAAGGAUGACGUGGCCGUCACCGACGCGGUCGGGAGCGCGGCCGACCAGCGAGACGCCAAGGCCGCCGCGGACGAGUCGAUCAUCUUAUUGGAAAAUUCGCCGAAACUUCCCGUGGAUGCCGUGAGCCCCAAGUUCACUUUGCCCAUCGAAGACCCCCAAGCCAGUGUGUUUGUGACGGGGCCACUGGCAGAUUCCAAAGCCUUUUUGUGCGGCGGAUGGUCCAUCUUUUGGCAAGGCACAGACAACUCGACGUUGAUUCCGCAUGGAGUGUCUGUUCGAGACGCCCUCAAUCACACGUUUGCAAACGUCCGGUACGCCGAAGGUGUCGACACGACCGGCCACGUCAUCGGCAAUCGAACGGCCGAUUUGGCGUUGGCUGCCUCCAGCGCCUACACGAUUGUGGUCGUGGGCGAGGCAUCCGCAAUCCGGUCCAAUGGAACGCUGACGUUGGAUGUGACUGUCACCAACACGGGGCUUCGUGCCGGCAAAGAAGUCGUGUUUGUGUUCAUCUCGCAAAAGGUGCGUCAUGGCGCGGUGCCCGAAGUCAAGUUGCUCAAACACUUUACCAAGGUGUCACUGCAACCCCAAGAAGCCACGACCGUUCGAUUUACGCUGUCGGCGGCCGACUGGUCGUACUAUCGCCCCCAAAUCGGCCGCGGGUUCCACUCCGUGUCGGAGCCAGGGCUGUUUCAUGCGAUUGUUAAGCACGACACGGACUGCGGAAGGCACCCGGCGCUGUGCAAGGCGUUCCAUGUCGACGCGUAG
Messenger RNA from Aphanomyces astaci, 2766 nucleotides. RefSeq lists its product as hypothetical. Gene Ontology annotation, biological process: glucan catabolic process. Bases 1 to 2766 code for a protein of 921 amino acids. NCBI's taxonomy places the organism in Eukaryota, Oomycota, Saprolegniomycetes, Saprolegniales, Verrucalvaceae. Gene Ontology annotation, molecular function: beta-glucosidase activity. The transcript is spliced from 10 exons. The record is from RefSeq and is a predicted model, not a curated record.